Molecule: messenger RNA, 3215 nt
Organism: Notolabrus celidotus (New Zealand spotty)
Lineage: Eukaryota; Metazoa; Chordata; Actinopteri; Labriformes; Labridae
Product: beta-galactosidase-1-like protein 2
Exons: 19
Coding region: 366-2285 (639 amino acids)
Biological process (GO): carbohydrate metabolic process
Cellular component (GO): vacuole
Molecular function (GO): beta-galactosidase activity
Source: RefSeq, a predicted model, not a curated record
GCCCCGCGCGUGUGUGUGUGUGUGUGUGCUGAGUCUCUGCAGCAUAACUAAGACACGCGACUUUAUACAAACAUAAUUUACACCAAUCCUACUCACGCAAACUCUUACUGCAGUUCCGUUGGUUGAUUUAUGAAAUCCGGAAGUAUCGAAUAUGUCGCCGUCAUGGGAAAACUACUUUACUGAUACCUUAUGUCAUUUUUGACACUUUCCGAAACUAGUUUAGUAAAAUGUUGCGUGACAUACUUACUCCAACUGUGGAAGGUCGAUUAAAGCGGCAAAGUGGAGUUUCAGAAGAAAGCUGACUUUAAUUUGUGUCUAAAACACGAGACAUGUAGAGAGCUGCAACCUGAGUCGUGUUACUACAAAUGGACAUGCAGUCUGGACUUGGUAUUCGUCUCUCACUGAAGCAAAGAUAUCUUCUUUUGCUCAUUGCUAUCGGAUUAGUUAUUGCAUACCACUUUACAAGGGAUCGCCCUGAAUCAAGUAGAAUGGCCCGUGUGGAAGGCUUGAGGGCCAACUCAUCUCAGUUCACUCUGGAGGGAAAACCCCUCCGCAUCCUGGGUGGCUCUAUCCACUACUUCCGAGUCCCCAGAGCCUACUGGGAGGACCGUCUGCUGAAGAUGAGGGCCUGUGGUCUCAACACUCUCACAACGUAUGUGCCUUGGAAUCUUCAUGAGCCUGAGCGAGGGGUGUUCAACUUUGAGGAUCAGCUGGAUCUAGAAGCCUACCUCCGUCUGGCAGCCAGCCUGGGCCUCUGGGUGAUUCUGCGUCCAGGGCCAUACAUCUGUGCAGAGUGGGAUCUAGGAGGUCUGCCCAGUUGGCUGCUGCGGGAUCAAAACAUGAAACUAAGAACAACCUAUCCAGGAUUUACUCAGGCAGUCAACCCCUUCUUUGAGAAGCUCAUUAAGAAAGUUGUUCCAUAUCAGUACUCCAAGGGUGGCCCAAUUAUCGCGGUUCAAGUGGAGAAUGAAUAUGGCGCCUAUGCAAAAGAUACAGCAUACAUGCCUUUCAUCAAGGAGGCGUUAUUGUCGAGGGGCAUCACAGAGCUGCUGCUGACUUCAGACAGCAAGGACGGACGAGCGCUCGGAGGAGUGAAAGGAGCUCUAGAAACCAUCAAUUUCCAGAAACUUCUUGAUGAAAUCAAGUAUCUGGAUGAAAUACAACCCCAGAGGCCUAAGAUGGUGAUGGAGUACUGGUCAGGCUGGUUUGAUCUUUGGGGGGACCUUCAUCAUGUUUACCCCGCUGAGGAGAUGACUCGUGUGGUCACAGAGAUCCUUAAACUGGACAUGUCCAUCAACCUCUACAUGUUCCAUGGGGGGACAAAUUUUGGCUUCAUGAAUGGGGCAUUUGCUGUUGGAAUACCAGCUGCUAAACCUAUGGUAACUAGCUAUGAUUACGAUGCUCCAUUAUCCGAGGCUGGGGAUUACACCACCAAGUACCAUCUUCUGAGGAAUUUAUUCAGCCUCUACCACACCCAGCCUCUACCUGAAUUGCCCCCUCUCCACGAGAGGAGGGCGUACCAUCCUGUUGUCAUUCAGCAGCAUGUGUCUCUGUGGGACAGCCUGCAUUUCACUGACAAGCCUUUUAAGUCUGAGCGGCCUGUGAACAUGGAGAAUCUUCCUGUCAACAAUAACAAUGGCCAGUCCUAUGGCUACACUCUGUAUGAGACCACCAUCACGAGUGCGGGAACCCUCAACUCGAAGAACAACAUCAAAGACAGAGCACUGGUUUUCGUGGACAAACAUUUCAUCGGUGUUCUGGAUUAUAAGACGCAAGAGCUUUCACUUCCUGAGGGGAAGGGACGAAGGACACUCGGUCUACUGGUGGAGAACUGUGGAAGAGUGAAUUAUGGGAAAACCUUGGAUGAGCAGCGCAAAGGACUUGUUGGAGACAUCGAGUUUAACAAGCAGGUCCUCCGAGACUUCAUUAUCCAUAGUCUGAGUAUGAAGCCAGGCUUUGUAAACAGGCUCGAGAAUUCAGGUCACUGGAUGUCAAUGCGUCAGCGACCCUCCUUCCCGGGGUUUUUCCAGGCCAAACUCUAUGUGAACACUUUUCCUAAAGACACCUUCAUCAAACUCCCUGGCUGGGGAAAAGGGGUAGUGUUCAUCAAUGGGAAGAAUCUAGGGCGGUACUGGUCCAUAGGUCCUCAGCAAACUCUCUAUGUCCCAGGUCCAUGGCUGCACAGGGGAAAUAACCAGGUCAUUGUGUUUGAAGAGCAGGAAACAGAUGGUAAAAUUCUGUUUGCCAGCAGCCCUGACUAUGGCAUGCCUGUUGAUGUCCAGUGAGGGCAAGAGGAUGGGGAGGGGAGAGGAUGGACAAGGAGAGGAGGAUGAUGAGAGAGGGCACAACUCAGACUAUGGCAGUGAGCUUCGUCCUCUCGGGCAGCGACUGUGAUCAUCAGCCUUCAGAAGUGACACGAGUCAGCGAGUGUGACAUUUUGAGUCCAAUCAGACUAUAUUUAUGGCAUUCUGUUGAUUCCCUUUCAUUCAGUUUAGUAACUGUGUCAUUAACUCAUAUGCUGCAUAAGUGGGGACCAAGAGACUGUGACAGAUAAUGAUCUAAUGAAGUGCUUUAAAGUCUCUUUACAGGGUUGAUUUAUAAAAAUAAACACGGUAGAAACACUGUAAAUGAAAUCCAGUUUCACCUCUGUGUCAAUAUCCAAUGCCAAGGAUGCUUGUUUUAUUUACCCUGCAAAAUCAGAGCCUGUUUAAUAUGAUAUGGUUUUUACUCCAUAUUUUCCUUCCUAAGAUAUUCUGUUAGCCCGUGUAGAGAGGUCAAAUCCCACACUGUGAUUGGGGAUUUUUUCUUUUGAACACUCAUCCAUGUGUGUUGUGCUAAGGAGUCAGCUUGCUAUCACAGUUAUAAUCUUUUAAGAGCAAUGCUAUGAAGCUGUGCUAACACAUCAGACUACUGAGCAGAGUUUAUUUUUUCUUUUAACAGAAUUGCAGCAUACAAGCUAAAUAUGAUAAAAUGUACAAAAAGUUAGGCCAGGCUUCCUGUGGUGCUGGAAAUCCUGGAAAAUGUUACAACAGCUGUUCAUAAACGGUCAAAUUUGUUUGCUUUGUGGAGAUUUAUUUUCAUCACUCAUAGUAAGCCUUACAUCGAAAGGAGUACAUUUUGUAAUGCGGCUAAUGGAACAAACGUUGGCUAAAUGAACAUAAGGUUGUUCUGUUUUAAUUUUCAAAGAAGGAAUAAAAGAAAGUUGAUUGACCUGA